This is a messenger RNA of Suillus plorans, 518 nucleotides long. RefSeq lists its product as uncharacterized. The transcript has a single exon. NCBI's taxonomy places the organism in Eukaryota, Fungi, Basidiomycota, Agaricomycetes, Boletales, Suillaceae. The record is from RefSeq and is a predicted model, not a curated record. Bases 140 to 406 code for a protein of 88 amino acids.
UAGUCAAUAAUCCCCAUGAUUAGGUGUACACAUGAGCCUUGAGAAGCUCAGCAUGCCCCCGCGCACGAAUUGACCAAAGCAAGCCCGGCACGGGUGUAACAAUAUUUGUCGAGGGUAUGGUGUGCCAAACGAAACCAGGAUGGCCGCCGAGGCUCCGCUUGUCCUAUACAGAUCGCUGAAACACGAGCACGAGGAGACGUUCCUCUACUUUGCCGUGCAACGGAACAAGGAAUCGAAGGUUCUAUCAAACAUCAGUCGACCAUUACUCCUUCCCUACUCGGUCAAGACUGAUACUUCCCUGGAUGACCCUGUUACGGGCCUCACAGGCCAUGUGUCGUCCCAACACGCCCGUGAAUGCGGAAAAGAAAUGAACAACGUCCAUAAAUUCUAUCGCAUGGUAUCAUGAUCGUUCCUCCCCGUCCUGAUAUUCGUGUUCCUCAUCUUCAUCUUUGUCCUCACUCUUCAGGAACGCACUUGAUGAGCUUUAACGCCGUGUUCUUCGGGCCUGAUACCCACAC